This is a messenger RNA of Metschnikowia bicuspidata var. bicuspidata NRRL YB-4993, 1599 nucleotides long. RefSeq lists its product as uncharacterized. The record is from RefSeq and is a predicted model, not a curated record. Bases 1 to 1599 code for a protein of 532 amino acids. The transcript has a single exon. NCBI's taxonomy places the organism in Eukaryota, Fungi, Ascomycota, Pichiomycetes, Serinales, Metschnikowiaceae.
AUGACUGAUACAACACAGGAGCUCGUGGACAAGUUUUCCAACUCCCAAAUGGCUGGAUCUGGCACGCCCUCAAUGUAUAGCAAAAUGCCCUUUGAUGGUCAUAAGUUGCAGGAUUUUGACCCUCUAGAUGACCCUUUGGAUGACACUUCAGAUUUAAAGGACGCAAACACUUAUCUGGCUAAUGUCACGUUGCCUCCAACGCCACGUGACUCGCCCUUGAAAAUGGACAUAGAAAGACUCCGUGGCAGCCCCAUCAAGGCAGCCCGGCGGCAAUUUCGGACUCCCCGGAUUUCACGACCAGCCGUGGAAAAUGCAGGCCAGCCCCAGGAGACUUCUCCGGUUCUGAUGAGUGGUUUUGACGAAGACUUCGAUCCGCUCAACGUGUUCCAGCAUGAUGUCGUGCGCGACACAAAAAAGCUAGGUGGGUACCAAACUCUUCUUCUGCUGUCCACCGACAGGCUCACGCAGGAGUUGUAUUCUGAACGCGUCAGGAACGGUGAAUUGCAAAGAGAAAUCGACGCUCUCCGGCGCGAAAAAAAUGACGUGAACCGGUGGAAAACCGACUUCGAUACGCUCCAGAAACAGAACCAGAGCUUGCGCUCGCGGAAUUUGUCGCUUGAGUUGCAAAUGAACAAUUUCCAGCGCAACGACAAGUCAGACCAAUUGGCCCGUGAGAACAGGCUCCUACGUGACAAGUUGUUGAAGUACAAAAACCUAUACGACGCCUUACUUAGAGAGAGACAAGGCGGCCCGGAAAGCGUGUCACGUGACACGCUUCCUUGUCUGACUCUGUCUGAACCCAAGGCGCCAGCGGCCCCCAACCACCGAAAUGAGCCACCCAAGCAAAAGACAGAUGCUGCCCAUGAGGCCUUUUCGCAUCCAGCCCUGGAGGACGACGGGGAUGUCCAGUGUACCGGGCGUGUACCGCCCAAAACAAUCCCAAGACGGGAAGCAGAGCAAACAGCCGUUUGGGACGACGAGCGGUUUCUUGCACAGCUCAGAGGUGUUUUGGAAGCCUUGGGAUCCAGGUCGCCACUGGAAAAGCACGGUGGAGACGCGGAAUCUACAAUGGCCCAUUCGGAUGAAGUGGGCCACGACUCGCCCCCUUCCCAACGGAGCAUUCCGAAACACACUUUGGAAACCAAAGCGAGCUCCAGACACAGCCCGCAGGUAUUGCCAGGCGAGCAAGCGUCCGGAAUCUCGCCGCCCAGCGCAGGCGAAACAAACGGAACAGAACAUGCCGCACCCGUGCACCCUAAUAUAGUAGGUGACCAGACAAGCCCAGAGACAAUUCCAGCCAAGUGCGAGGAGCAGUUUUCAAGGUUGGAGCACGUGUUGAACCUCAUCAGAGAGGAUUUCCGAACGCAAGUAUCGAGAACUACAGAUACCAGGAUGCAUGACUGUGAGUGUGCCCGGCCAAGCACACCGCUCCUCACUGACGAACGCGCCGUGCCCGCUUCACCGCUGGUUCACCAAAAAAAUACGUGUGCAGCGUGUUUGGGCGUGGCGUCGAUGACAAGGCCCCAGUCGGAGUCCAUGCCAAAGGAAAACGAUACGCGGGCGCUCAUGGGCAAGUUUCUUUGGAACCGAACGGUAUAA